Messenger RNA from Hypanus sabinus (Atlantic stingray), 3715 nucleotides. RefSeq names its product protocadherin beta-16-like. The coding region runs from base 178 to 2772 and encodes 864 amino acids. Gene Ontology annotation, biological process: homophilic cell-cell adhesion. The record is from RefSeq and is a predicted model, not a curated record. Gene Ontology annotation, cellular component: plasma membrane. Gene Ontology annotation, molecular function: calcium ion binding. The transcript has 2 exons. NCBI's taxonomy places the organism in Eukaryota, Metazoa, Chordata, Chondrichthyes, Myliobatiformes, Dasyatidae.
AACCGCGUUUGAAAGAAGGACGCAAAGACUCAGAAGAUUUUCUGCGGUUAUCGUACUAAAAAUAUACAAUACUCCUGCUGUAAAGUAUUUUAUGAAAAAUCUAGUUUUCGCCGUAAUAUUAAGGGGUGUGCAUUCAUCAACGGUUCUGGUAAUUAUAUUUCGAUAGUUUGUUCCGCAAUGGCAAGCUUAAUGUACAAUCAAUUAAGACAAUGGCAAUUUUUGUAUCUGUUGCUCGUAUCUGUUUCGGAUUUAAUCUGUAAGAAAAUCCACUACUCAGUCCCCGAAGAACUGGAUAUUGGAGCCUUUGUCGGAGAUAUUUCCGCAGAUCUCGGAAUAGAUGCAAAAAUCCUAACGGAGCGAAAAUUACAGAUAUUGUCCGAGAGCAAAACGCAAUAUAUCGAUGUGAACAGAAACACAGGAACUCUUUUCAUAAAGGAAAAGAUAGACCGCGAGCAGCUCUGCGAACAAAGCCUCACGUGCGUAUUGAUACUGGAGGUUGUGCUGGAAAGUCCGCUAACGCUAUAUGGUGUAGAAAUUGAGAUUCUCGAUGUAAAUGACAAUGAACCGGUUUUCCCGAGAAGUGAGCUAAAUCUUGAAAUCUCCGAAAUGACUAUUGUAGGAACGUCUUUCCCUCUCCAGAGCGCGCAAGACCCGGACACGGGAACCAACGGUGUUCGGUCCUACGAACUGAACCCCAACGGGCACUUUGGUUUGAAAUUUCGACCAGGCGGCGAAGGAAGUGGCAACCUAGAACUGGUGUUGCAGAAAUCGCUAGACAGAGAGCAACAAGCCACUUAUCAGUUAACACUUACCGCGUUUGAUGAAGGGCAUCCCCGAAAGAUUGGGACCAGUCAAAUUAAAAUUACUGUUGUUGAUAUGAAUGACAAUGCUCCAAUUUGCGAACAGAAAGUGCAAGAAAUUUCAAUUACGGAAAACAUCCCCGAUAAUACAUUAAUAGCGAAAGUAACUGCGGUGGAUUUGGACGAAGGAUUAAACGGUAAAAUAGAAUAUUCUUUCCAUAAUGACACUCCAGAAAAAGUGCGGAAGGUAUUUAGCUUGGAUCCCUUAACCGGAGACAUUACAGUAACUGGUAACGUGGAUUUUGAAGAAAUCCAAAUUUAUCAGAUUACAGUGCAGGCCAAGGAUAGAGGCCCACAUCCAUUGUUAGCGUAUUGUAAGAUUGUGAUACUGGUUAAAGAUGUUAAUGAUAACAGUCCUGAAAUAAUGAUAAAGACUAUGUCGAACACUGUUCCUGAGAAUAUUAGCACGAAUUCUGCGAUAGCUUUUCUCAAAGUUUCAGACCGAGAUUCUAAAAAUCCGGCAGAUAUUCUUUGCCAAAUCAACGAUGCUAUUCCAUUUAAGCUUAACACCUCUUUAAGUAGCUUCUACACAUUAGUCACACACGGCGACUUAGACCGUGAAAGUAUGCCAGAGUACAACAUUACCAUUACAUGCACCGAUGCAGGCUCCCCUCCACUGUCGUCCAGCAAGACUGUCCAUGUUCUUGUCACAGACAUAAAUGAUAAUGCUCCGCGUUUCACUCAGACUUCCUUCACAAUGUAUGUCAGAGAAAAUAAUGCCGUGGGAGUUUCAAUUGGUUCCGUAUCGGCCGUUGAUCCAGAUUCCAAUAAAAACAGUCAAAUGACCUUUGUUAUUCUGAAUAAGUUGGUGCAAGGUUUGCCUACGUCAAAUUUCGUCUCAUUAAACGCUGCAAGUGGUGUGAUAAUUGCUGAAAGAUCUUUUGAUUUUGAAGAACUAAAACAAAUUCAAAUCAAUGUUCAGGUAAGGGAUGAGGGAAUCCCCCCUCUCUGUAAUAACGUUACUGUUAAAGUGAUCAUUGUCGACCAAAAUGACAAUGCUCCUCUGAUCGCGUCACCUCCGCCAAAUGCAAACUCUAUAACUGAAGAGACAAUACCGAGGUCUGCAGAUUCUGGUUAUUUGGUGGCAAAAGUGACAGCCACUGAUGCCGAUUCUGGCCAAAAUGCGCAACUUUUCUAUCAACUUCAGCUGCCCACGGAUAAAAGUCUUUUUACCGUGGCUCACGAAACAGGCGAAAUUUGGACCAUCCGUCGUUUUCUGCGUAGAGAUCCCUCCAAACAAUCAAUUGUAGUUGUGGUAAAGGACAAUGGAACUCCAUCCCUUUCAUCUACUGUCAUUAUCAAUGUAUUAGUGCAAGACGAUUAUGCAGACAAACCAUCCAGUCCUGGCAGGUUUCAAAUCCCUAGUCAGUGGCAACAUGAUUUGAAGUUUUAUUUGAUUAUCGCAUUUGGCUCAGCCUCCUUGGUUUUCUUUGUGGCGAUUAUAAUCCUUGGCAUUAAGGUGAAGAAAGAUAGGAUUGAGAAUAACCUUUGUUGGAAAGGGUCAAAAUUCUCGAGAGCAGAGUCGUUUCAUGGGGUUCAAAAAGCUUGCACGAAUCUACAAAUACAACACAAUUAUUUGGAAGUUUAUCAAGGCGAGGUUGUCUCGAAACCAUUUCGUUAUGAAGUCUGUUCAGAUCCAACUAUGAGUGACUUCAUGCUCAUAAAGUCGCAUACUUCUUCUGCACCCACGAUAUGUAAUACGAAUGGUCCAUGUGUCCCGGAAACACGUAUAAAGUCAUCAAACUCUUCGAACAAGGAUUCAAAUGGAUUUCACGAGAUACGUGAUAACCGACAAUGGAAUUUGGAGCAAUCUUCGAUGGAAAGGUGCCCUUCUGGACAAAGUACAUUGGCUAAAAAUGAAGUGGAACGGGAACAGAGAAGGUUUCUGGAAAUACAUUCCCACGCAUUAUAGGAAGCAUAAAUUACUUCAAAGUGGAUGAAAUGAUUUUGCUUUAUUUUCAGAAUGGUGGCCAGACGUUUCCAUAGGGACUAGUUGUUCUAUGUAAUCUGUCCAAUUUUACUUUCUAUCAAUAGCGAUCUCAUUGUGUAUGAGUACGCUUCAAGCCUUCUACAUCUGUGACUGCAUGUGUUAGUUAUUAGCCAUAUUGUGCGGCUGAAUUGUCCUGUACUCAUGUAGGCAUGCCUCAUAAACAUCUAUCGUCAUAUAUGAUGAUCGAUGUAUGCAUUACAGAACCAUCCUGCGAUUCUCUGAACAUUGUAAAUGUAGAAUUAUAUGAGCAAACCCCCCCCCACCCCCCACCCCCCCCCGAGGUUCUUUAACGUGUCUUUUUGGAAAAUGCAAAACCUUGGAAGAAGAUUUAGGCAAACUUAACAAUAGCUCAAAAAUUACAAUUGUGAGUUAAAACAUGGACUCCGCACUCACUAAAGUGCUAUUUAAAGUCCAGGUCGAUUCUUUAUUUUCAAUAGUUCCGAAUUGUUUGAAUAUAGCCCAAUUGUGGCCGAUGACAAAGGCAAGGAUCAAGUGCGAUAAUAGACUAAAACAUUGCGUAUACGAAACAGGUCAUCAAAACAGAAACCAUUUUGGAAGAAACUAACCGUUGCAAGAGAAGACUAGAAUGGACUAUAGAAUGUGCUUUCUGUUUCGCACUGUAUUAGAGAAUACAUUCGUGGCUACGACUUGCUUAUGUAUUGAUAUUUUUCUUUCGCUACCUUUCUUGGGGGUUUUAACUGGUUGGUGUUCUGUCCAUUCAGCUUUUAUUGCUAUGUUAUAUUUCUGACUAUCACGAAAAUGCGGAGAGCUUUCUUCAGUGAAAAAAUACUACUUUUGGUGUUCUAAAUAAUAUAUCUUGUUGUUUACCAAGUUAUUUCAACCAAAUAAAAAAAACUGAGCUGGA